AUGUGCGGGAGAUACGUUCUAGCCCUGCGCCCGUCGCAGAUUCGGCGCAUGUUGGAGCAAGAUGAUAUGCCAGUUGAUGAAGCCCCUGAAGAUGAAGGCCAGGGAUCGCCACGCCAGACAUACAAUUUCGCACCGGGGUAUCACGGCGUCGUGUACCGUGCAGAUGUUCCAGACCGUGGAGCCAGCCAUCACCGCAGCCACAAGAGCACCGACCAGGAUCACCCACAGACAGACGCCAACUCAGAGAAGCCUCAAAAAGGUACUGACAAUGUAAAGUACAAGAUGCAGUCCAUGCAAUGGGGGUUGAUCCCAUUCUGGACCAAGCGCGACCCCGGCUACUCCACGCUCUCCAAGACAAUCAACUGCCGUGACGACUCGCUCAGCACUCCCGGCGGCAUGUGGUCGACCAUGAAGGCGGGAAAGAGAUGCAUCAUUGUCGCGCAAGGAUUUUAUGAAUGGCUUAAGACCGGCAAAGACAAGCUCCCACAUUUUGUCAAGAGGAAGGACGGCCAACUCAUGUGUUUUGCCGGCCUGUGGGACUGCGUCAAAUACGAAGACUCUGAGGAGAAGCGCUACACGUACACCAUCAUCACAACGGAUUCUAACAAGCAGCUCAAAUUCCUCCACGACAGGAUGCCGGUUAUUCUCAACCCGGGGUCGGAGGAAAUCAAAAUCUGGCUGGACCCCAAGAGGAACGAGUGGUCCAAGGAAUUGCAGGACCUACUGAAACCAUUCGAUGGCGAACUAAAGUGCUAUCCUGUCAGCAAGGAUGUUGGCAAGGUCGGCAACAACUCGCCGUCCUUCAUCAUUCCCGUAGCCAGCAAGGAGAACAAGUCCAACAUUGCCAACUUCUUCGCCAAUGCUUCGUCCAAGCAGAAGACUCAAGGUUCCAAGAUGGAACCUACUGUUGCGAUCAAAGAGGAGCCGGACAAAUCACAGCAUGCUGGAACGCAGCCGGUGCCGGAAGUAAUUGCAGAAGCGGCACAUGAUGCGGACAGCCAGGCGAAAGCAGGGAUUAAGCGAGAAGCCCCCGAUGCGGAGGUUGACGACGAACCACCAAAGAAGAUGGCGUCAAAAGCUUCACCUGCGAAGUCGAGACAGAGCAAGAUCAGUGCGACGAGCAACGGCAGCAAGAGCCCUGCCAAGUCCAAGCAGGACGGGACUCAGAAGAUUACCAAGUUCUUCGCCAAUAGUGCGUGA
Messenger RNA from Colletotrichum truncatum, 1200 nucleotides. RefSeq names its product DUF159 domain protein. The record is from RefSeq and is a predicted model, not a curated record. Lineage: Eukaryota; Fungi; Ascomycota; Sordariomycetes; Glomerellales; Glomerellaceae. Gene Ontology annotation, biological process: DNA damage response. Gene Ontology annotation, molecular function: single-stranded DNA binding.